AUGGUUCCUGUUGAUCACCAGACUCAAAGUAUGAACAGCAGAUACAUUCACCAAGCCAACAAGAAACCAGCAGUUCGGACCGAUCACAAGUCUCCUUCAUCGACGAGCAACAAAAAAAAUGUUUUGCACGGCUCCGACAAGAAGAAGGCCUUGUUGUUGGAAGUACCAUCACCAACUUCAACAUUGAAUCUUUAUAAAAAUUCUUCGGAAAGAGUAGAAGAAAACUGUUUUGAUUCUACUGAGGCAGCGUGUUCAUCACCACAGAAUCAUCAUCACGAUCAAACAAUUGGUUUUUCUCCAACGUUUGCAUUGAACCAAACCAAAGCAACAACAGCCACACACUCAAACCCUACUAGCAUCGAACACUCUCACAUCCAAGAAUUGGAGUUAAAACGAACACUUAAAGACUGUAAAUUAUUUCAAUCAUGCCCAACAAAUAUGAUACGUAAGAACACGCCACCAACCACUUCUGCUCUCACUCAGUUGAUUAAACAAACACACUCACUUGGAAAUAUGCAGACCAUGGACAAAAGCUUAACUGGUGACUUGUAUCACACGUUGAAUAGUUCAUCCUCCACUCCUACCUUUGAAAAAUUGCAUAAAGAGAAAACUAACUUGCCAUGCACGGAUGUGGGAUCGCAAAAAGAACCACUACCUUUCAAAUUUGAAUUAAAUAGUGAGACCAGAAAAACAUUUCUUGAAAACUAUAACAUUUGGAUGGAGGUUCUUUCCUUCAUGGAAGAAUACGAUGUGUUAUGGGGAAUUAGGCUUACAUGUCAUUUGUUGUGUAGAUAUAGCUGUGAAUAUGAAAGAAAAUUCAAAACGUCUUUUGUGAUGAAGCACGAUAUUUCAAAUAGAGAAGAAUUGAAACGAUUUACCACUCACAACCUGGUAAAACUGCCUAAUUUAAGAACUGUCAUUAUUACUAACGUGUAUUCGGAGGCUAUUACAUAUGAUGAUAUUCUAAACUGCUGCUUACGAGAUUUAUUUGAGAGUGACAUAAAACUUGAAGAACUGCAAAUCGACAAACAUAUUGACUUGAGGUUAUUUGAGUUGAUGAAGCAGUCUAGAUGUAUCAACAAGCUCAAAUCCUUGACUGUGAAAAGCCUAACCAAUAUUACUCCAAACAUAGCAGAGAGUAACAAAUCUAGAAAGGCGCUGACGAAUUACCUCUCUCUCUGUACAUCACUGGAAUCCUUAAAUUUAACCUUUCUGUCAAUUAUCGAGGAUGAUGUUAUACCUAUAUUUUUGGACUUGUGCUCGUCACACUCAGGAAUCAAAACCUUGAUGUGGACUCCAAGACACUUGAAGGAAUUUUCGUUUGUUGUUUCUACAAUUUCAGCUGAGACCAUGCAAUUAAUUGUGAAUUGCUGCCCAAAUUUGGCGCGAUUAAAAAUUGUAUGCACGCUGACACAUCAUCACAUUAGCCCUGGAAGCAUCACGAGUAGCCCAGCACAUACUCCCUCAUCUGAUUCCUCACAUAGCGGUACGACAAGCAAUGAUCCGAAAGAAAUACAUGCUCUAGAACACAUUUCAAGUUUACACAAAUUGAAAAUUCUUGAAUUGGUCAAUCCAAUUCUCACAAAUAAGACCUUGAACACGUGGCGCUCUGCAGAAGAUUUUACCAGCAACUUACAAAUAUUGAGAUUAAGGGGUAAUCCUCUUUUGGAAUUGCACAGAUAUGCUGUAAUUACUGGAGACGUAUUCACUGGAAAGAGGCUUCCAAAUGGUGCCUCAAAAGAGCAAAGUGAACUCAUUGAUCGACAUCAACGAGAAAAUACUUGCUCAUUUGAAGAGAUGGAGCUAUUUUUAAGAAAACUGCACAAUCUACAUGAAAUUGAUUUGGAUUUGUCUGUCCUUCUCUCGAAUUUGGAUGUAGGAUCUCCUUCCAUGAAAUUGAAUUUAUCAUUUCUCGGGGAUGAUCUUUUAUUUCCUCGUCUCAAAAAGUUGAGUAUUGCGGGGUUUACCUCAACAAUGAAGCAUGUUUUGCCGUUGACACGCCGAUGGGUCCAUUCUACACGCCCUCAAAAAAACCUCUCACCUUCUUUUAGUGAUGCUACUCUCAGCCCUAAUAAGUGCUCACCACCUCCACCUCAUCUCGAAGCGUAUUCGGCAACCAAGAGCUUGUGUUUACAAGGUCAAAUGUUAAGUCAACACCAAAUUGACAGCCUUUCAAAAAUGCAGAACUUGGAACAAUUGAAGCUUAGUUUGUCAAUUUUUAAUGCAACCACAAGAUUUCCAUAUCAAAACCUUACAAGCUUGUAUAUUUAUUUCCAAGAAUUCACAUACAUGAAUUUAUCAACUUUAUUGGAGCAAGCUUUACAACCAUUGGUCAAGUUGAAACAAUUAGUGAUUGGAUCCAUCUCAUUGCACCCACAUAUUCGUGCAUCAACACUCACCACAAGAUCUAUUCAGAAUUUUAAUAACAAUUAUUUGGAAGAGCUCGUAAAAGCUGUUCGCAUCCGUAGUGAUUCAUUAGAAAUAUUGGAAAUUGAAAAUCAACAACUAACAGAGAUUGAAAUGGAACACUUGAAAGUUUUUAAAAAAUUGAAAGUAUUGAAGAUUCCCUACGACUUGAAUGGUUUAUAUUUACUUGGACUCAUUAAGGAAUUGCCUCAACUACGAUGCAUUAUCAUCCAAUGCUGUUGUUCCUUUUUGCAAAAUACGUCUCUAGUGAAUGAUUUUCAUUCCAAAAUGAGAAGAGCAAAGGAAUUUGUGGCGAAAUCAGCUCCUCAGGUCAAGCUGACGUUUGAAGAAAUUCAUUUGGAAUGA
Molecule: messenger RNA, 2772 nt
Organism: Naegleria lovaniensis
Lineage: Eukaryota; Heterolobosea; Eutetramitea; Acrasida; Naegleriidae
Exons: 1
Coding region: 1-2772 (923 amino acids)
Source: RefSeq, a predicted model, not a curated record